UGACGUUAGUUAACAAACCACUAACAUUACGAUACCACACUUACGUUUGAAUAUCAUCAUCAUCAUCAUCAUCUUUCUACAUUCACUGUCUUCACUCUUUUAACAUUUUGCUUUCCCCUAUCCUCUUCUUCUCACUCAUACUCUCGUCACUGCACAAUCAUCAACAACAUCAACAUCAACAUCGCUCACUCUCCUCAUGGUUCUCACUUAUUAAGUAGUCUCACAAAAUCCCUCUUCUCCGGACAGACUUAAAUAUUUUUCAUUUAUUCAUCAACCAUCACUCAACGAACGUAUUUUUUUAGUCAAGUUUACCCAUCUCAGUUAACAUUCAAAAAUGUCAUAUUCCAUUGAGCUUUCCAAGAUUGAAGCCAUCACCCGUAACCUAGUUUUAACUAAUGAUCAACUUGAAAAGGUUGCUUCUCUCCUUUUAAAUGAAUUCAACGAAGGACUCGGAAAACAAACCCAUCCUAGCGCCUCGGUUAAAAUGUUCCCCACUUAUGUUCGCGAUGUGCCUAACGGACGUGGUAAGUACGAGGAAGGUAAAUUUUUAGCCUUGGAUCUCGGUGGAACUAACUUCAGAGUCCUUCUAAUUGACAUUAAUGGUGACGCGUUUCAUAUGGAAAAUGAAAUCUAUGCUAUACCACAGGAAAUUAUGCUUGGAACCGGCGAACAGUUAUUUGAUCAUAUUGCAUCCUGCCUUUCUCAAUUUGUUGAAAAACGUAACAUGAAAAAUUGCCGGCUUCCACUUGGUUUCACCUUCAGUUUCCCGUGUAUUCAGGAAGGCUUAAUCCGAGCCAGACUUGUUCAAUGGACUAAGGGUUUCAAGUGUGCUGGAGUUGAAGGAAGAGAUGUUGUUCAACUCCUUCGUGAUGCCAUCAAAAGGCGAUCGGAUGUUGACAUUGAUGUUAUGGCCGUUGUUAAUGAUACCACUGGAACUUUAAUGUCAUGUGCUCACAAAAACCGUGAAUGUAGAGUAGGAUUGAUAGUAGGUACUGGAACUAACGCAUGUUAUAUGGAAACUCUCGAUAACGUUGAACUUUGGAAUGAGGAAAUAGAUGAUCCACGUCAAGUUAUAGUGAAUACUGAAUGGGGUGCAUUCGGUGACAACGGAGUGUUAGAUUUCAUUCGAACGAAAUGGGAUGAAGAAAUCGAUGUCAAUUCCCUCAAUCCCGGAAAGCAAUUAUUUGAAAAGAUGAUUUCUGGAAUGUAUAUGGGUGAACUUUGUCGAGUUAUUCUAGCCGAUUUAACACGCAGAGGUCUCAUUUUUGAAGGAGAAGGAUCAGAAAAGUUGUUCACACCCUGGGGCUUCAAGACAGCCUACAUUUCAUUCAUUGAAAGUGACUCUAAACACAGUUAUACUGAAACACGUAAGGCUCUUGAAGAGCUUGAUUUGACUAACGUUUCAAACGAAGACUGUGAAGCAUUAAAGUUGGUCUCAGCACGAGUUUCAACAAGAGCAGCAUACUUAGUGUCUGCGGCUGUUGCAACCAUUCUCAACAAAAUUCGUCGACCUCACACAACUGUUGGAGUUGAUGGUUCAGUGUAUCGUUAUCAUCCUCACUUCCAUGACUUGAUGGAGAGAAAAAUUGCUGACCUUGUUCAUCCAGAGUACAAAUUCGACCUGAUGUUAUCUGAAGACGGUAGUGGUAGAGGGGCAGCUUUAGUAGCCGCUGUAGCCGUCAGGCAACCUACCAGGUAACCCAACCAAAAAUGAAAUAAUUGUUAAAAACUUGCGAAAAAUGCUCAUAAAUCGUUAGGAUCCAUUAUUAUAUAUCAUCAAAAUUUUGAGUCACCACAAUCAUUUACCCUACUUAGUUAUAGUCUGUAAUUUGUAUUUAAAUUGGUUUUAUAUUAAAUGUUUAUCUCUUAAUCAA
This is a messenger RNA of Tetranychus urticae (two-spotted spider mite), 1874 nucleotides long. Its product is annotated as hexokinase-2. NCBI's taxonomy places the organism in Eukaryota, Metazoa, Arthropoda, Arachnida, Trombidiformes, Tetranychidae. Gene Ontology annotation, biological process: intracellular glucose homeostasis; glucose metabolic process; glucose 6-phosphate metabolic process. Gene Ontology annotation, cellular component: cytosol; mitochondrion. Gene Ontology annotation, molecular function: D-glucose binding; ATP binding; fructokinase activity. The record is from RefSeq and is a predicted model, not a curated record.